Molecule: messenger RNA, 8880 nt
Organism: Marmota monax (woodchuck)
Lineage: Eukaryota; Metazoa; Chordata; Mammalia; Rodentia; Sciuridae
Gene: Slc9a4
Product: solute carrier family 9 member A4
Exons: 12
Coding region: 509-2950 (813 amino acids)
Biological process (GO): sodium ion transport; proton transmembrane transport; regulation of pH
Cellular component (GO): membrane
Molecular function (GO): sodium:proton antiporter activity
Source: RefSeq, a predicted model, not a curated record
GAGUAGCAAGGGGAGGAAAGCAGGGACAGGGGCAGGACAGGUAGCUCCUUCCUGGGAUGCCACAGAGCGGCAAGGAUUCCCUUCCUCAUUAAAAGGACUUUGAUGGCACAUGGAAUGAGCACUGUGGUGUCCUUUUCGGUUUUCACCCUCAAGAUGAAACCUGCCUGCAGUGAAGUGAGGAACCAACGGCUUUGAAGAGGAGAUUUCUUUUCCCCCCUUUAUAAAUUGCUCUUCAGGUCAUGAUCGCAUGAAGCCUCUACAGGUAGCUCCUUGUGCUUUCUUUAACAAGUUCUUUGAAUGACUGUGUCUGAGUCCGAAGCUGAAUUGCUCCAACAUAAGCAUUAAAAAAAAAACAAAACAACAACAACAACAAAAAAAAACAGUAGAAAUCUUCUACACACAGCCUCAACAACAUACUUGGACUUUCUUGGAUGGACCUACGGACUGUGUGUCUGUCACCUUGAGCCAGGUGAAUGCAGCUGUUCUCUAGAAGUCCUCUCGGCGGCAGAUGUGUGGCACACAUCUGCACCCAGGGUGUGUAGCAGAAGCCCACAGAAUGGGUCUCAAGAUAUUCGUGCCUUUUAGUCCUUGCAUCUGGUUGUUAUUGCUCGUGGCCCUUGUAGGCUCUGAGGCAUCUUCUGAUUUGAAUGAAUCUGCAAGUUCCCCUGCUCAGCAUGCACCUAAGGCUUGGUUUGCUGCUUCCAGCUCGGUGCCAGAUGAAAGGAUAUCUGUUUUCGAACUGGAUUAUGAUUAUGUGCAAAUUCCUUAUGAGGUCACCCUCUGGAUACUCCUAGCAUCUCUUGCAAAAAUAGGCUUCCAUCUUUACCACCGGCUGCCGGGCCUCAUGCCUGAAAGCUGCCUGCUCAUCCUCGUGGGGGCCCUGGUGGGCAGCAUCAUCUUCGGCACCGACCACAAGUCGCCCCCCGUCAUGGACUCCAGCAUCUACUUCCUCUAUCUCCUCCCGCCCAUCGUGCUGGAGAGCGGUUACUUCAUGCCCACGCGGCCCUUCUUCGAGAACAUCGGCUCCAUCCUGUGGUGGGCAGGCCUGGGGGCCCUGGUCAACGCCUUGGGCAUCGGCCUGUCGCUCUACCUGGUGUGCCAGGUCAGGGCCUUCGGCCUCAGCGACAUCAGCCUGCUGGAGAACCUGCUCUUUGGCAGCCUCAUCUCCGCGGUGGACCCCGUGGCCGUGCUGGCCGUGUUCGAGGAGGCGCGAGUGAACGAGCAACUCUACAUGAUCAUCUUCGGGGAGGCCCUUCUCAAUGAUGGCAUCAGCGUGGUCUUAUACAAUAUAUUAAUUGCCUUCACAAAGAUGCAUAAAUUUGAAGACAUAGAACCUGUCGACAUUUUGGCUGGAUGUGCCCGAUUCAUCAUUGUGGGGUGUGGGGGAGUAUUUUUUGGCAUCAUUUUUGGAUUUAUUUCUGCGUUUAUCACACGUUUCACUCAGAAUAUCUCUGCAAUCGAACCGCUCAUCGUCUUCAUGUUCAGCUAUCUGUCUUACUUAGCUGCAGAAACACUCUAUCUCUCUGGCAUCCUGGCAAUCACAGCCUGUGCCGUGACAAUGAAAAAGUAUGUGGAAGAAAAUGUGUCCCAGACGUCCUACACGACCAUCAAGUACUUCAUGAAGAUGCUGAGCAGUGUCAGCGAGACCUUGAUCUUCAUCUUCAUGGGCGUGUCCACCAUUGGGAAGAACCAUGAGUGGAACUGGGCCUUCAUCUGCUUCACUCUGGUUUUCUGCCAGAUCUGGAGAGCCAUCAGCGUAUUUGCCCUCUUCUAUGUCAGUAACCAGUUUCGGACUUUCCCCUUCUCCAUCAAGGACCAGUGCAUAAUUUUCUACAGUGGUGUUCGAGGAGCUGGAAGUUUUUCACUAGCAUUUCUGCUUCCUCUGUCUCUUUUUCCUAGGAAGAAAUUAUUUGUCACUGCUACACUGGUAGUUAUAUAUUUUACUGCAUUCAUUCAGGGCAUCACAAUUGGUCCUCUGGUCAGAUACCUGGAUGUCAGAAAGACCAAUAAAAAAGAAUCCAUCAAUGAAGAGCUUCAUACCCGUCUGAUGGAUCACUUGAAGGCUGGAAUUGAAGAUGUGUGUGGGCACUGGAGCCACUACCAAGUGAGAGACAAGUUCAAAAAGUUUGAUCAUAGAUAUUUACGGAAAAUCCUAAUCCGAAAGAACCAGCCAAAAUCAAGCAUCGUUUCUUUGUACAAGAAGCUGGAAAUGAAACAAGCUAUUGAGAUGGUAGAGACUGGGAUUCUGAGUUCUACAGCUUUUUCCAUAUCCAAUCAGGCCCAGAGGAUACAAGGAAUUAAAAGACUUUCCCCUGAAGAUGUGGAGUCCAUGAGGGACAUCCUGACUCGCAACAUGUACCAAGUUCGACAAAGGACCCCAUCCUACAACAAAUACAACCUCAAACCCCAAACAAGCGAGAAGCAGGCUAAAGAGAUUCUCAUCCGACGUCAGAACACCUUGAGAGAAAGCAUGAGGAAAGGUCACAGCCUGCCCUGGGCAAAGCCGGCUGGCACCAAAAACAUCCGCUACCUCUCGGUUCCCUACAGCAACCUGCAGCCACCAGAGAGGGACACAAGAGCUCCUGAGUCCUCAGAUGACCAUGGGAGUGGCUCAGAAUUCCCACCCAUCACUUUCAGCGCACCCUCUGGGACAGGGAUGCUCCAGGAAAGGCGACGGACACAAGAAAGGAUCCCGAUGAGGAAUUUACACAGAGGAGGGAGGGCAUUGCGCUUCGGUCACGAAGGGAACGGCAGCCAGGAAGAGCUCACGGGCAGAGGCAGGAGGGCAGUCUUAAGGCCCAGGCCUCUGUUCCACGCCGUCGAUGAGGAAUAUGAACCUGGAGAGGAGGCAGAGGGUCCGGCCUCAGCUGCUGGAUCCAGAUGGACAGCCGAGCCGGGACACAACCGGGGACACCACGAGUCCCAAAGUCCUUUGCUCCAAAGAAAAUAGUUCUACAGUUCCCAAGGUCACUUCUGUGAUGUUGAAGGCCAUCUUCCUUUUACUGUGAAGGGGUUUUCAGAUUUCAGAAGACAGCUAAUGAGUUUUUUUUUUUUUUUUUAAGCUCUUGGACCCAUGUCUAUAGGAAGCAGAAGAUUUUUUUUUAUAGGACUGGGCGCAAACCUGAAAGCUGAGCCACAUCUUUGGCCAAUGUCCGUUGCAGAUGAAUUUGUUGAGAGUGAUAGAAAUCCAUUACCCAGGAAUUGGUCUCUAAGAAUUUCCUAAGGACAUUCUAUCAAGACUACUUGAUCUAUGUUCUAUAUUGAGAUGUAAGUGUGAUUGGUCAGUAAUCUAAUUAACUAUAUGCAUGUGUAACUUAUAAUCAAAGUAGAACUAAGGGGGCUUUUGAAGCCACCUGGCUCAAUCCCUGAGUUUACAAAUAAGGACACCUUGACCAAGGUCCCAUAAUGAGCUGUCCUUUCUCCCAUGUGAAGGGAUUCUGUUUUGAUUUUGAUAUUCAAUAUACAAUAAUUACAUUUCAAAGGAGAGGUAAAAUUUGUUAUAAUGUUGAUGUACUUAUUCGGUAAUAGUGAUAGGUAUGAUAUGCACAUUAACCUUUGAAUAAUGGAUAUGUCUAUUUUAUAAUUAGAAUAUUGAUUUAAAACAAAGAUUAGAAACACAAUGGCUGCAAACAGUUUAAUAACAAUGACAUGAAUAACAGGUAUUUAUUAGGAAUACAUUGGUGGGGUGUGAUAUUUUGCUCUAGAGUUUGGAAUUGUUCUUCAAUUUAACUUGACCUUGACCUUGAUCUUGACCUUGAGUCUCUUACUUCAGCUCACCAAUUUUACCAGACUACUUUGUCUUUCCUCCUUGCUUCCUCUUCCUUUCUCCUUCCCUCUUUUCUGUUUGGCCACUUGUAUUUAGGAAGCACUUUAAAGUUUUUAAAUAAUGUGCCAAAUGACCAGUGUGUGACAGUCAACUCAAUAUCCUCCCACCAUUACUGUCUUUGCCAACUGAUUUAAUCCUACACAUCAGUAGGAUUAAAUGCUCCCAGAUCCCUAGACUUUCUUUGGGCCCAUAACCCCUAGGUGCCCUCUGUUCCUUUGUAUAUGUCAAUAGAAUAUACAUUAUCUGUGAAUUAUGUUUGUACAGAUACAUGAAUAAUACUUAUUAUGGUGGCCCAUGGCUCAGUGGUCAAGGGAGCAUAGUUUCUUCAUGUUAACUUUAUCCAUUUAUCAGUUGUGACUUCUAUUUCUUGGCGUUUUUUCUCUUACCAGUUAUGGGUGUCUCCAACAUGGUAGAUGACUACACGGGGUACUAAUGAUCACACUGCAGAACUGGGAAGGGUGUUAGAAAAGGUGUCCUCAAGCGAUCUUAUUUUCCAGAUGUGGAAAAUGAGACCCUGAGAUGUUACAUGUUGGCAGUUAAAGGUCUGCUUUCCCUAGAAAGGGAAAGGUCUUGUCGUCCAAGAUGACCUAUAGACACCUGUUCUCAACCAAGGACACAAGACAUCACCCCAGAUUUACUUUUGUGAGUGACUCCCCCAGAUUCCUGCUGCAGUGGUAGAAAUAGCAAUUAAGCCUGUUUGUCUUUCCUCUGAAUCUGAAAUAUAAUGCUGCUUCUCAGUUAUCAAAAUGUGCUGAUUUGAAUCAGAAAUGCACACUAUCAAAUGAUAGUAAUCAGUACAAAGGGAUAGAAGGACAAAUAAAACUCAGGGAUCUUUGUGCUUUUCUUUUUGUUUAAACAAACAAGCAAUCAAAGCAACAAGAAAAUUAAAAAAAAAAAAAAAAGCUUAUUCUUCAUGAGAUAACAACAGUGAGUCAAUAUCCUUAAACUACAGAUGGAGCUAGAGGCAGAGAAGAGUCAUCAGAUUCUCCUUUGCAAAGCUGCAUGUAGAAAACUGAUUCUUGGGAGGGGGAGAGCGUCUCUGUCCUCAUACUGGAUCCACUCAUGUAACAACAGAAAUUUAAGGGCCCAUUUCCCAGAGCAGCCAGUGGGGCCCAAGGAUUAGUGAAUGCAUCACACUCUCUUGAAUUUCUCUCAGAUAUAGGUGCCAUUAAGAAGAGGGGUGGUGGGAUGAAAGAGGAGAUUUAAUUGGUAAAAGCUUUUGGAAAAACUCCCUUUAGGAGCCAAGAAUCACCUUCCAUAGGCAGAAGGCAGACUGAGACUGAAGAAAAAGGCAGACCGUCCAGGCUGGUAGACAAAGACUUAGGGAGAAACUUACAUUUGGUAUAUAAGUAGUCUGGAGAGUAGCAAGAUAAGGAAGAUCUCUGCACAUGAAAUGCACACUUGCCUCGCUUUUAUUCUGUAGAAUAGUUCCUCCCUUGAUAAGGCAGACAGUGCCCAAUUCUAUACGGACUGUUUAGUUCUGUACAUAUAUAGAUAGGAUAGUUUAAUCUAUAAAAUAGGCCAAGUAAGAAAUGAACAAUAAUGAUAAAUAGAACAAUUAUAAUAAUGUAUUGUAAAAAAAAAUAGUUAUCCGAAACCUAUGAAUUGCUUAUUUCUGUAAUUUUCCACACAAUGUGUUUGGAGCACAGUUGAAUGCAGGUGCCUGAGACUCUGGAAUUGAGGGCAGGAAGACCACUGUACCAUGAAAGGUAAAAGUAAACGUGAAAAAGGAAAAAGUCAUCCAUGGUCACAUUCUUCAUCUGUUUACCUUCUACUUUAAGGGGUUGGCUGGGAUCCUGGCACCUGGCUAAUGUUCCUAAGGAGAAGUUGUUUGGGGCAGCAGCAGUUAUCUGGAUCCUCUGGUCACUGUAGGCUCUAAAUCAGCAAUCAAGUAACCAGACUACCUUUGAACAACAGAAACCACAAUGAGCUCUUUCCCUGAGGCCGUUUGUAUCUACAGCCUGGCUGGCUACCUCAACUGUCCCAUCCUGGGAAGUGGCUCUGAAGCUUCUGCAUCAAUCUAUGGGCCCCAGUGAUGCUGGUGGCUCUGUCAGGCUUGGAGACCUCAGGGGAAAAUGGCCUCCUUGUCUGGACAGUUCAUUAUUGUUUCAAAGUAGUUUGAUCUCAUCUCUCUCCACACUGCUAAUGACAGGUGCCCGAGGAAGGCGCUUGGUUUCACAGGAUGCAUUUUCCCAACAGAUCCAGGGCAGUGCAGCAAAAGGACUUCCCCUUGUGUGUUGAGGAAGGCCCGUUCUUAUUCCCUACUCACCUCAUGGAGGGAAUGAAAUUGCAUAAGGGUUCCCACCCUGGGCCUGGUUUCUUCCCCCACCCCACCCCCAUACAGUCCACAUUCCCUGCAAGGGGCUGCAAAAAUAUUGCCCUUUUAUUUCCAAUCUCGAAAGAUCAGGUGCACAACACCAAAAAUCAUGUCUCUCGAUGAGUUUUUGUUUGGUUUGGCUUGUAACUUUCCAAAACCUAUUCAUAUUGUUAGCCUGGAAGGCCUUGGGUUUCACUGGGUUCUAGAGUGGGGCAGAGUGCCAUUGCUUUUUGUUGAUCUUGUACAGCAGACUUCACCUUGAAGGUUUUCCACUUUUUCUGGUGUUAGGGAUCCAGUAACUGUUCUUAUUCAUCCUCCUCAGAUCUGAUGUGGUGCCUUGGGCACUCCUCCUGUCGCAGAUCCACCUGCUAAAGGAGAAACUUUGACCAUUGAAGGGAAUUUGCUGUGGCAGAGUGGAGGGUGAGAGUCCAGACGUGCUUCUGCACCUCUCUCCUGAAAGUGUCUACUUCAAAUCUGUCUUCUUAAGGGUCCUGAGAGCUAGGGAUGGAAUUACCACCUGAAUUCUGUGAUAAUGACCCUCCUCUAUGAAGCGACAACCAAGGCAGGUGCAUAGGAGGAGCUCAAGUCCUCAGUUGAGCUCCUUGGCUUCAGCCUACAGGGAAGUCCCAGAACACUUCUUUCCUACCUACUCAGGUACUUGCCGCCAUUGGGCAAAGCAAGUAUCAUCUCUAAGCUGAAAUGUGCCAGUUGAUAAAAUAAGGUAAUGAUUAUAUCUACCUCCUGGAAUGAUUAUGAAGAUUAAAUGAGAUGAUCUGUAAUUUUUUUUUAGAUUAGUGUUUAUUUCAAAGCAAGAGUUUGAUCACUUUGGUUAUAACUGUGUAAGCUAAAGAGCUAUUGAUUUCAUGGCAUGCGGAAUUGUACAUAGCCCAGGGCGGUGGCACGUACCUGUGUUUGGGGCAGCAGCAGUUAUCCCAGUGGCAUGGGAGGCUGAGGCAAGAGGAUUGCACAUUCAAGGUCAGCCUUGAAACUCUGCAAGACCCUGUUUCAAAAUUAAAAACAUUAAAAGUUAGGGAUGUGGCUCAGUGGGUAAGUGCCCCUAGUACCAAAAAAAAUCCCUAGUACCCCUCCACCCCCCAAAAAAGUAAAGAAGAGUUGUAAGUAACUGAAAUCUGAGAAAUAAUUUGAUUGAAAGAACAGAGGAUACUCAAGGGGACUAAGGGAAGAAUGUCACAGAAAAUAGAGAGCAAUGAAAAACAGGAACGCAACUUUAUCUGAACAUGUCUCACUCAGAACCCAUCAAUCAAGAGCAAAACCAGAGACAAGAUGUGAGUUCACAUUUUUCAAUCCAGCACAAUCUCAUCUCAUCUUGCUUAUUUUUGUGUCAUGACCUCAAAAUUAUUGCAUUUUCCUGUUUGGGGGACAGUUAUCCUGGGGUACAAUUCUAAUCUUGAUUUAUUUUCAAAAGACCAUGAAUUUAUAGGCCCUUCAUCCACGUAUCAUAUGGAUAGUCAGUGACUACAAGGGGAAUCUUCUCUUUGUUGGAAAAAAUCUUAAUGGGGUUUAAUUCCUUAGCUCAAAUUUCUUUUCUAUAAGAGAACUCCCCUCCAAAACAAGUGACUCUCUCAAUUUAAAAAUAUUGACUAGAGAGAUGAGUGCUUAAAUGUUUUCAAUAUAGAAAAAAAUAGUUUCUAGUAUACUUUAUAAUGCUCAGAAAUCAAGCAAAGUAAAUUCCUAAAGUCAGUGUGUUGGUGUUGUCUAAGUUUGAUGCAAAUAUAUUUUAUCCACAAAUAAACCAGUUGAUUUCUUGUAGUUUUUAAUUUGCUUUCCUGAGUAAACUCUGUCAAAUAUCUUAUUUCUAAAUCCUCCUGAGGAAACCCAGCAGUGCAUACAGACGGCUGCCAUUGAGGACACCAGUCACUGCUAACUGUUAAUGGGGCCAUAAGUCAAAGGGAAUAAAAGAGAUGCCUGAAAAAUGCUUGUCCCUCCUGUAAUUAGCAAGUGAUGUGCCCUUUCAUCUGUGCACAGUAAUUGGCUUGAUACAUUCAUUUUCUUUCUGAGACUCUAAUGAGCUGCUAAGCCAGGGGUGCUCCAUCCAGUAAGUAUGGCUGGUUAGAAAUCAAACUUUCCUUUUGCCUUUUCCAUAACCUUUUUCAAGUUAGCAUUUAUUCCACAAAGUAACUAAGACCUUGUAACUAAACCAAGAGGGUCCACACUGCCCAUUUCCAGACACAGACAUGCAGAUCUUAAAUCGGGAUAAUGGUCCUAAAGCCAAGGUGUUCACUAAGACACACUUUGAAAUAAGUCUUGAAUAAGAUAGUCAUAGCCAACACAUUUUAAGUCCUUUCUAAUGCCAGCCACUAUUCAAAAUGCUUUAUACUUGAAAAUGCCAGAAUCGCCACAUCUUAAAAGACAGGAGACAGAUUGGGAAGGUGGGGUGUUAAGGAACAAGUGCAAUAUCUCUCUGUUCCCAGGAAGACCUUGGACACCAGAUCUGUCUUGGUGGACACCUUCCAACCUGCACCUCUUCCCUGAGUAGAACUGGGAAUUUAAUAAGUGACUUGGUUCCACAUGGUGAGAGCAUUCUUACUUGUGAGUUCUUCUUCUCCAGUAGGAAGAAACAGGCAAGCUCCAUUGUGCUCAAAGAGAACUUUGCCUUAAAAGGAAUAAAUUAAUACUAUGAAUGCUGUCAUUCUGAAAACCUGAAAAUAUGGCUUAUUAGAUCAUGAGCAAGAUUGACAUUGUGAGUCAUUAAAUUUUUUUUUGAGAACCCAUCAAA